Moneuplotes crassus is the source of this 1905-nucleotide messenger RNA. NCBI's taxonomy places the organism in Eukaryota, Ciliophora, Spirotrichea, Euplotida, Euplotidae. The record is from the annotation of a GenBank genome assembly.
UUAUAAUUAAAUUGCGGAAAUUUCAAAGCAUGAGCAGCACAAAGAGAAAUCUUAUGAACCAGUUCCUUGAGCCAAAAUCUUGUGAAAGUAACUGUGAUAAUUCUAAGGACCAAGCAAUGGAUGAUGACUCCGGGCCAAAUUUUGGGAAGAAUCUCCUAAGGCAAGAAAGUGAUCCUUUAGUUGAUAAUUUACUCAGUGCUAUUGAAAAGAGAGGAUCUGGGAAGAUCUUACCUCCUCAAUUGGAUAGAGGCUACUCUUUCUCAAAACCCGAUUCCGAAAUGGAUUAUUCAGAUCCUUCUCUUAAAAAUAUCUUCCAAGGGCUGCAAUGUAAGAAGAACUUAUUCGGAGAUGAUAAUGAGGAGAACAAAAAUCCUAAUUUUGAUAUUAGCAUGUCAUCUUCCCCGGAAAAAGGAUUCAAAGCCCCUAUUGACUGUCUUCUGGACGAUUUAUCAAAAAAUUCCAAAACGAUUUCGACCGAUAGCAAACCAGAGAAUUUUAAAAGGAAAUGGAACAAGGGAGAUAUUAUUUUCAAAGGAAAAUAUUCCUCUGGAGUUACUCCGAAAUACGAGCGCCCGGUUUUGAAAAUAAAAAGUAGAGGGAACAAGAGGAAAAGAACAGAUCUUGAUGAAAUGGACCAAGAACUCAGCUCUAUUGAGAAAGAGCCCAAUCCCUUCCUGAAUAUCACUCCUCAGAUGAAGAGGAAAGUGAGGAAAUGAUCCUUCCAAGCAGGGGAGCAGGAUAGCCAGCUCGAAUAUUCAAGUCCUCCCAGGGACAAGAAAGUGAUUUGUGAAACACCAACUCCGGCAAAGACACUUUGGAAGUAUCCAAAUAUGAUGGAAGAUGGGACACCGAUCAAGAGCUACGAAGACAUCCUAGCUCGAGAGAAGCUCUCUAGUGACAGAGGUGACCGAUUCCAGAACGAUUUUGAAGAGAUUAGCAUCAUUGGCAAAGGCCAUUUUGGCUCAGUGGUCAAAGCCAGGAAUAAAUGCGAUGGAAUUGAGUAUGCCAUUAAGAUCACAGAGAGGCAAAAUCCAAAGAACAAGAUGAGACUAGGAGAAGCCUUACAGGAGGCUUACGCCCUGUCGGCAUUAAGUGUCAGCUCCGAGAACCCUUACAUUGUCAGGUACAACACUGCCUGGCAUGAAAAUGAGCAACUUUAUAUCCAGAUGGAGCUUUGUGAGAAGUCCUUGUACGACCGAUUUGAAGAAGUAGGGACCAACUUCUGAGAACAGGAGAUCAGAGGAAUCCUCAAAGAUACCUGCUUCGGCCUUAAAGAACUUCAUUCAAAAGGAAUAGUACACCUCGACGUAAAAUUGGAGAAUAUUUUAUUGGGAAAUUGCGGAAAAUACAAAUUAGGUGACCUUGGAAUGUCUAGAGUUAUUGAUAAAAUCAAGGCAGAUGUCCCAGAAGGAGACUCUAGAUACUUGGCUCAUGAAUUACUAAACAAUGAUCCAAAUGCCCCAUUACCUGACCUUACAAAAUGUGAUGUCUUCGCUCUUGGAGUUUUAUCUUAUGAGUUAAUGCAAGGUGUUAGGUGUCAAAAAUAAUGGUAGAGAGUGGGAAAACUUGAGAUGAGACCAGAUAAACUUUGCAAAAGGAGACGAUUAUUCUUCAGAGAUCAAGGAAAUGGUAACCUCAAUGCUCAGCUCAGAUCCUAAAAAUAGGCCAACUAUUGAGAAUAUCUUGGAAAAGUAUCUUGAUGAAGAGAAAAAGAAGACAAUGACUCUUCAAUAUAUCUGCAAGAAGCUAUUCUUAAAAUGUAAAGAAUUCUCAGAAGUAAACGCCCGGCUUAAACAAGAGAAAGCGGCUGCGGUUUCUGAGAAGGAGGAGGUCUUAAUACAAAUAGAAGAACUUGUUAGGCAGAAUGAAGAACUCCAAAAACAAUUUUCAAAUUAACAAACAGCC